AUGAAGAUUGUCUCACUUCUUCGCAUCAUUUCUGCUUCCUGCAGUGUCCUUGCUUCACCUGGGCUGGCCAAUUAUACCAGCCUGACAGUGAAGCAGGUGAGCGCUGAGUUGGGCCCUCUGCUUUCCACACAGAAUCUCAUCACUUCGGAGGUUCCGGCCCGAUGGAGUGACUUCGAUCCCCCGCAUCCAUUGGUCGUGGUCAAUGUCGAGACUGAGCUUGAUGUUGCAGUUACGGUCAAAUACUGCGUUGACAAAAAGGUUCAUGUCCUGGCACAGAAUGGGGGAGCCGGUUGGGCAACGUUCGAUCAGAGCGAACAAGUUGUGCUGAUUAAUAUGGCUCGCCUCAACGGGGUCACAUUCAACUCGAACAAAACCCAAGUGUCCAUUGGAGGUGGAUCCACCAUUAACAACACAAUCGCGCAUGCAUAUGCCGCUGGAGCUCUUGUAGAGACUGGCAACUGCAACUGUGUUGGUACAUUAGGUGCUAUUCUCGGUGGCGGUUAUGGUAACCUGAUGGGUUUGUAUGGCUUUGGGGUUGAUAACGUCCUCUCUUUGACCGUUGUUACUGCUGAUGGGCAACUACGAAAUGUAACGCCCUCGUCCGCGCCAGAUCUCUUUUGGGGUUUGCGCGGCGCAGGACCAAAUUUUGGCAUUGUUACAUCCGCCGUGGUCAAGUCCUAUCCAGCCUCACAGGAUGAUAUGCAAGCUUGGAGUGGUGGCCUGGUUUUCGAUUCCGAUGAUUUGGAAGAGGUUGUACAGGCCAUCCAAGAUCUUGACCUGCAGCCCGAGAUGAACGUUUUCCUGUACUACAUCUCAGAUGGCUCAGAAUCUAAUACGCCGAUAGUCCUUGCUACAGUUUUUCUGUACAAGGGCAACGCAACAUCUGGUCGUGAUGCAUUUGCCAGCCUGUAUGCCAUUGGUCCAUUACUGGAUAGUACCGCUGUCCUUCCAUACAACCAAUGGAAUGCUGGGGGUGAUCAAUUCUGCAAUUUUGGGGCACGGAAACCAUCUUACGGUGCCGGCUUUCAAAAUAUGGUCCCAUCCACUUGGCGUCAGAUUUGGGACGAGUACGUCGCAUUCCAACAGCAACCCGGAGCGCAGAAUAGCGUCGUACUGCUUGAGGCUUACUCUCUUGAGAAAGCCAGAUCGGUAGACGCUGGGACGUCCGCUUUUCCAUACCGCAACAUCAAUUUUAACGCUGUUGCAAUUCCUUGGUAUGAGGAUGCCGCCUUGGAUUCCCAGGCUCAGGCUUUUGGCAGCAUGACCCGGGACCUUUGGAGGUCGACCGAUGGCCUGGCCAAAAAUUCAACCUAUAUCAAUUUUGCGCACGGUGAUGAGGACUUGGACGUUGUGUAUGGAGAAAGCCUUCCAAGGUUGCAGUCCAUCAAGCACCACUUUGAUCCCACAAAUUACUUUAAUCAAUGGUAUGAUAUCCGGUAA
Messenger RNA from Pestalotiopsis fici W106-1, 1440 nucleotides. RefSeq lists its product as uncharacterized. Gene Ontology annotation, molecular function: oxidoreductase activity; FAD binding. The coding region runs from base 1 to 1440 and encodes 479 amino acids. NCBI's taxonomy places the organism in Eukaryota, Fungi, Ascomycota, Sordariomycetes, Amphisphaeriales, Sporocadaceae. The transcript is spliced from 3 exons. The record is from RefSeq and is a predicted model, not a curated record.